Molecule: messenger RNA, 4505 nt
Organism: Monopterus albus (swamp eel)
Lineage: Eukaryota; Metazoa; Chordata; Actinopteri; Synbranchiformes; Synbranchidae
Gene: robo4
Product: roundabout, axon guidance receptor, homolog 4 (Drosophila)
Exons: 19
Coding region: 235-3633 (1132 amino acids)
Biological process (GO): cell-cell adhesion
Molecular function (GO): protein binding
Source: RefSeq, a predicted model, not a curated record
AGAUGGGAAGACCAAGAGCAGCCAAAUUAAAGAGGGAGGGAAGAGAAGUUCUCAGCCAUGUUUGAGGAAUAUGAAGAAAACAUUCUAUUUUACUCUCCAAAUAACAAGUCGUGUAUAGGACAGGUCACAUGCUGAAUAACUGUGGAGCUCCACAGCAGGAUAUGGAUGGUGCAGUGGAGCUGUGGUAAGGGUUAGGGGCUUGCAUCCCAGGAAGUGUAGACUUGUGGACUGACGAUGCAGGUCGGUGCGUGGCUUCACUGGGCGUCCUGGUUCUAUAUCUGGGCAGCAUACUCACAGAGGUGCAAGUGCCAAGACAUAUGUCCAACCGAGCCAGGACUGGACAACAGGUCAAAGACCCGGGUCAGGGAUCAUGUUCAUCAUAGUGUUGGCCACCAACACGUGCCUUACAGGAACAGGCCACACCGCAGAAAAGGUUCCAGAGUUCAUGCAGAUGAGAUGCCACCCCGCAUUGUUCACCACCCCUCUGAUGUGGUGGUGAAAAUCGGCAGUCCUGCAACACUCUCCUGCCGGGCAGAUGGCAGCCCAAAGCCGACCAUUGAGUGGCUGCGCAACGGCCACCCCCUGGAGACAGCAAAGGCAGCUGGGCAGUUGCAGCCAAUGGUUUUAAUAGAGGGUAGCCUCUUCUUCUUAAGUGUGGGAGAGGGUAGGCGAGGUCAGUCACAUGAGGGUAUCUACACUUGUGUGGCCAGGAACAGUGCGGGGAAGGCCACCAGUCGCAACGCAUCCCUGUAUAUUGCAGUGUUGCAGGAGGACUUCACUGUCCAGCCCAGUGAUGUGGAGGUGGCAGAGGGGGAGGUGGCUGUCUUAGACUGUGGCCCCCCAAUGGGACACCCUGAACCUAACAUCAUCUGGAAGAAGGAUGGCCUGCCCAUCAACAGCACUGACCACCAUUACACUAAGCUGAGCAGGAAGCUUAUCAUCGCUCCUGCAGAGAAGAACCACUCGGGUGCUUACGUGUGUGUGGCCAGCAACACUGUGGGUUUGAGAGAGAGCAGAGCGGCUCGGCUGUCUGUGCUGGCUAAGCCUGUGUUGGUGCUGAAACCAGAAAAUGUGUCGGUGAAAAUCGGGGAGUCUGCCCACUUCUACUGCCAAGCUAAAGGUAACCCUCCUCCUGCCGUGGAGUGGAGCAGAGCGCAAGGGCCACUGCCCAAUGGAAGAUAUCUUGUAAACCCAGAUCAGACUCUCCAGAUCCAUUAUGUGACAGCCCAGGAUGCUGGGAAGUACACCUGCACUGCUGCUAAUGAUGUAGGUGUGGUCACUGCCAGCGCACAGCUACUAGUUGAAGAGGCUGCCAGCACUAAACAGAAAGACCUUCACAAAGAGCUGUCAGCCCUGCGGGUGGCUCUGGAAAACGUCACCAUCAUGGCCCCUGGGUCCAACGUAUCCCAAGUACAAUGGAAGCUCCAGUCCCUCCCAGCCCAGCCACAUUACCUUGAUGGCUUUGAGGUUCUCUAUCGCUCGCUGCUACCUGCCAGCUCGGACUGGGCAGCAAAGAAGGUGACACUGCCCAGCUUCCAGGCUCAGGUGGGCCCCUUAAAGAGAGGGUACAAGUAUGAGUUCAAAGUCCGUCCCUUUGGGAGCAAAUUAUAUGGGAGGGAGAGCAACACCCGGCACCUCAGAGUUCCAGAGACAGUGCCCAGUGCUCCUCCGCUGGCUGUGUCCAUAACAGUGAGCCAUGAGCAGAAUAACACCAUCCACCUGAGCUGGGAGCCACCUCCUCAUGAAACCCACAAUGGUAUCAUCCAGGGUUACCAGGUGUGGUGUGUGGAGUCUGAGGAGCAACAGUACCAAAACUGGACGGUGGACAGUGGCCAACACAACCUCCAUAUCUCUACUCUGAAACCAGGGAAACGAUACUGGCUCACCAUAGCAGCUGUCAAUGGAGCUGGAGUAGGAAUGCUGAGUGAUCCUCAUGGAUUUGUCAUCAACCCACAAACAGGUGGUCCUCCUGGGGACAGCCAGAGACGGGAUCUGUCUCACUACUUGACCCUGUUUCAGGACCCAGUCUUGAUUGGCCUCCUUGGUGCCCUCCUGUGGUGUAUUCUAAUGGUUGCAGCUGUCUGUCUCUACAGACGCCACAGCAGGGCAGGCCACCUGAUAACAGGACAUGGCAGGGCCAAAGGGUUGCACAGGCUGGCCAAUGAAGAUCUUGUUAUAAAACACAGGAUGGCAGCUGCAGACUCCCCGUGGCUACCUGGAGCAUGGAGACCUGCCUUCAGCCAGAAGUAUCAAGACUUAUGGGCCCAAGGUCAGAAGUAUCCAGGGAUCAGGAGCACCAGCCUCCCUGUCUCAUCCAAGAAGGACCCUGGCUUCUUGGACUCAGCGGUCCCCAUCGUGACUGACAGUUGCGGUGUAUAUGGCACUUUUUAUGUGGAUCUAAUGGGCAAUGACCUCAAGACCUUUAACAGUCCUGGACGCUGCCCUAAAAUGCCCCAUGCUCUGCCUUAUCAGCAAGAAGCUGAGACCAUUGAGAUAUUCACUCAGCCUGUUGCAAAAACCUUGUCCCUCGGAAGCCGUGAGGCGCUGCCAUGGAAACAAGCUAUACGGCCACAGCCCAAGAUGGGUCUGCUGAGGGAGUCGUGGGAAAAAAACCACAGCAAGCAAGAGUUGCAUGCUGUGAACAGCGUCCCUCUACUGUCAGCCAGAAACCAGGCUUGUCCAUCUAGUGCCCACAAACUCAGUCACGUGCCUUCAGGUCGACAUGGUGGAGCAGGUGGUAAAGCUGCUGGCUGUCCUCGACUGUUGCAUUACUCUGCGUCAGUACACCUAGUGGACAUGCUGCCCCCACCUCCCUCAGUAUCCAAAGACAAUACGAUGGACACACACAGCAUCACCUCAGAAGAAGGCUCCAGUCACUCAACAAAACUUACCAUGGACAUGGGCUCUAUGCAGUCAGUGUGUGCAGCAUCAGGACACUGUGGGCAACCAGGACCCACCACCAAAGGCAACAAGAGCUGCCAGUCCUACAGCCACCUACCUACUGCAUCAUCUUCCUUGUCACUGGAAGAUGAACACAGUGGCACACUGACAACACAGGAAGCCACAGAGUAUCUGGAGCUCAGCCCUAAGCCAGAGAGAUGCAGCAGUGUCCUGCCUGAGCAGCGUCCGUCCCUGUCCCACCCCUUCUCCUCCACCCUGGACUACAUCUGCAGGCCAGUCUGCUCCCCUCAGCCAGAGGAUGACCCUGCUACUGGGGAGACGCCUCCAAUUAACUUGGGUCGAGCCCGCCUCCAGAGCACACCUUCCUCCUGCUUCAGUGAAUGGGACAGCUCACUGUGGAACACCUGGAGCUCGGUGACAGAUGACAACAUGACCAGUGCCCGCACCAGCCUCAUUAGCUCAGUGGACAGCUGUUACACCAACGACAGUGCUAACUUCGCCCACUUGCUGGCUGUGGCAGCAGAGACCAUGAGUGGAGGCUCUCUGUCAGAUUUCUCUCCACCAGCUUCACCCCUCAGUGCCUUGUAUCCAUCAUUGUGUGCAGAAGGGGAGUCAGCCGUGGACCUGGAGCCUGUUCCUGUGUGGGACUGGAGCAUGGCCUGGGUGGAGGAAAUGGAGGCUCAGUACAGAACCUGCUAUCCUGGCAGAAACACCAGCCCCUUUGACACCUAAGGAUGCUGCUAGGAUAGUGACAGCAGUAACACAACUGAGUGUUGACAACUUCAGAAACAGAACAGCAAGACAAGAAGGGGGCAGACACUGUGCUGCAACAGUUAUUGGUUUCUGUUUCUGAAAGUGCUAGAAGCAGGUUUGAGAUCUGAAUAAUUCUGACAGUAAUAGAUGAACAUCUGGAUUUGAAAUAUAAUCAGAGCUAACUCCUUGAUGUUUGGGACACCUCUGUAGUAGUCUGUCUAUAGUAGUUUUCUCAGUUUACCUCAGGGCAGUUCAGCUGCUAUUUUGUAUCCUUCAAAUGACUUCUAUUGAGUUGCUCAAGUUUUUCCCCUCUCCGCAGCCUCUUCUCUCAUUAGAAAGGCAGAUAAUGAGAUACUUCCCUUGGGAUGUUCUCAGCCAGUGUGUUUUGAAAAGACCAGAAAGGCACAAAGACAGGAUGUGAGACAGUAAGAAAGCAGUCAUUAGGCUGGAAACACACAGUGCCAGAGUUUUCCUCCCAGUACACAUUUGUUUGGUAUUUUCAUGUUUGUUGCAGGAUUUGAUUAAGGGAGAAGUCAGUGUAGCAUAGUGUUUCUGUACAGACUGACUCACUGAUCAAAUGUAAAUAUGCCACAUAUUCUACAAAUGUUAUUUAAUGAAUUUUAAACACAUUCCAAAUCAUUUUCCUUUGGUGAUUUCAUUUGCAUUCUGAGGAUCUUUUAUAAGAUUAUUUUUGUCUUGUGCAUCCUUUAGCCAUAUACAGUUAGCAUUAAACAAAAUAUAUUGUACUAUAGUUUAGAAUAGCAAAAUUAGAAAAUAUUUUUAAACAAUUUAAUUGAACUAACUUAAGGUUUUACCUUUAAAUAAGUUGAAUUUUAAUAUGAAUUCUACAG